CCAUUUCCCUCAAUUCCAGAACUACACACUCACUUGAUCAUCACUCGACCUAGGAACUGUGGAAUUUUAAUCAAGAAACAUCAAGCCAUGUCAUCAAUUCUCAUUGUAGGAGCUACCCGGGGCCUGGGAGCCAGUCUUGUCAAGCAAUACGCCAAAGCCGGCAACACGGUCCAUGGCACUACGAGAUCGUCAGAAGGCCCCCAAGGGUUUCCUGAGCAGGUCAAAUGGAUCACCGACAUUGAUCUCACACUCCCCAACGUGGGUGACAACCUCGCCAACCUCCUAGACGCUUCUCAACCCCUGGAUUCAGUGAUCAUCACGGCUGGGCACUUCUCGACCGAGGACUUCAGCACGGACAAGGGACCCAACUGGGAAGAAGAGCAACUCAUGUACACGACCAGCUCCGUCGCGCCCGUGUUUGUCGUGCACCGGCUCGUGCACAAGGGCUUGCUCGGCCGGGGCUCCAAGGUGGUGCUCGUGUCGUCCGAGGCCGGGAGCAUCGCUUUGCGGCACCCGAGCGAGGGCGGCGGCAACUACGCGCACCAUGCCAGCAAGGCCGCCCUCAACAUGGUGGGUAAGCUGUUGAGCCUGGAUCUGCGGGAGCAGGGUGUCAUUGUGAGCAUCGUCCAUCCGGGCUUUAUGCGGACCGACAUGACCAAGGGUGUCGGGUACGACAAGUACUGGGAGGAUGGCGGAGCCGUGACACCAGAUGAAGCCGCGGCAAGUCUCAUCGAGUGGACGGACAAGCUGGACAUUAGCAAGACGGGAGAGUAUUGGGCUCCGCGAGGAUCGAGAGACAUUGGGACUGCCGAGGCGGUCCUGGGGAAGGACUUGGCUACACCACUCAAGCUGCCCUGGUGAUCGGACAUGUCGUCAUUUUAGGAUAGAUGCCAAUAAAGAAGGAAGCUGCGUGUGGGGAAAAGAGUCUGGAAAUUAGUAGUAAUUUCUGGUAGCGACUCGCCCAGAUGAAGCUAUCGUAUCCUUAUCCUUUGUUGUUGUUGGGGGGCGAGAGACGGCACUCAAAGAGUGUGGGGUUGUGAGAUCCAGGGUCCUUCUGUGCAUGACUAGACUAGUUAAAAGUAGGAAGCAAGCAGAGCACGCCACGAUGCUGCAUUCAAAAGG
This is a messenger RNA of Fusarium vanettenii 77-13-4, 1122 nucleotides long. RefSeq lists its product as uncharacterized. Bases 88 to 861 code for a protein of 257 amino acids. Gene Ontology annotation, molecular function: oxidoreductase activity, acting on the CH-OH group of donors, NAD or NADP as acceptor. The record is from RefSeq and is a predicted model, not a curated record. NCBI's taxonomy places the organism in Eukaryota, Fungi, Ascomycota, Sordariomycetes, Hypocreales, Nectriaceae. The transcript is spliced from 4 exons.